Molecule: messenger RNA, 4812 nt
Organism: Drosophila grimshawi
Lineage: Eukaryota; Metazoa; Arthropoda; Insecta; Diptera; Drosophilidae
Gene: Gbeta13F
Product: guanine nucleotide-binding protein subunit beta-1
Exons: 5
Coding region: 1073-2095 (340 amino acids)
Biological process (GO): G protein-coupled receptor signaling pathway
Cellular component (GO): heterotrimeric G-protein complex; cytoplasm
Molecular function (GO): protein binding; signaling receptor complex adaptor activity
Source: RefSeq, a predicted model, not a curated record
UAAAGUGCAAAUGAGGAGUUGUGUUAAGAUUGAUAUACUGUGAAAAAGUUGUCGAAGAUACGGGCGAUUAGUUGACGGGUUUUAAUAUCUAUAUACAGAGUUAAAUCCAUGCAGCUGUUGAACUGAUUGUUUUUAAAAUAAUCUCGUUACUUAAAAGCAUCAAUAAAGUAACUUAUUAAGUUCUGAAAGACCGCGACUACGGUGGCCAGCGGUGGUGCAAAAAUUACAAUUUUGGUGUACCAAAAAAGCGAAUUGAGUAGCCGAGAGAAGGCAGCAGCACGGGUGAAAACAGGCGGACCAAUCGAGCGGCCAACAGCAAAAGAGAAAAUUAUUUCAUUAGGGACAGUUCAAUUUAUGGUUAAAUGUUUCACGAGUGUAAACACAAAUCUGAAAUUAACUAAAAAACAGUGGAAUAAUAUGUGCUGCAUAAAUUAAAAAAUUGACGUAUAACAAGCUGAACAAGAGGAACUCUAUAAAAGGAGCAAGGAGGAGAGAGGUUCACAGUAAACUGAAAGAACAGUAAAAAAAAGGCAAUCGGCGCAGACAGACAAUUUGUGAAACGGAAUACCAUAAGUGACAAAAAUACCACCGUUUUGGUACACAGUUCUAUAUAAUCGAACGAACGUUCUCUUACGCGGAUUGAAAACAAGAAACACGCUACAUACAUACAUAAACUCAAUAACUACAGCCGGCCAAGGAAGAUACAGAUAAGAGGUGUAUUUUAAAUAUUCCAAAGACACGGAAGAAAGAAAAUUGUACUCUUGGACGUGGAAAGCAAGUCAACUUGAAGUGGCAACAACCAUACUAUAACCGGUGAAUGUACUGCUAAUAUCACAUUGCUUGUAUGCAGGCGUACUUGAAGCGACGGCAGUCAGGCGAACAGAAAUCAACAGGACAAGCUGCAAAAAAUACUUCAAUCAAAAUAUAUAGAAACCUUUGAAACCAGUAACCAGUAGAGACCAGCAAGUCAAUCAGUUCAGUUUCGAACGUCUUUUUGACAAGCCUUAGGGACGCUACGAGUGGAAAAGAGCAAAACAUCUGAAGAAAGAGGCAAUCUCUCAAAAAAUAUAAAAUGAAUGAACUAGACAGUCUAAGACAAGAAGCCGAAUCUCUAAAGAAUGCUAUUCGAGAUGCACGAAAGGCUGCGUGCGAUACGUCUCUGUUGCAGGCAGCCACUUUGCUGGAACCAAUUGGACGUAUACAAAUGCGCACGCGACGUACGUUGCGCGGUCAUCUGGCCAAAAUCUAUGCCAUGCAUUGGGGCAAUGACUCCAGGAACCUCGUAUCAGCUUCACAAGAUGGUAAACUGAUCGUUUGGGACUCGCACACCACAAACAAAGUGCAUGCCAUACCGCUGCGCUCAUCGUGGGUGAUGACAUGUGCAUACGCUCCAUCGGGAAGCUACGUCGCCUGCGGUGGCCUCGACAACAUGUGUUCAAUCUAUAACUUAAAGACACGCGAAGGUAACGUGCGUGUGUCCCGUGAGCUGCCGGGCCAUGGUGGCUAUCUAUCAUGCUGCCGUUUCCUGGACGACAAUCAGAUUGUGACAAGCUCAGGUGAUAUGUCGUGCGGCCUUUGGGACAUCGAAACUGGCUUGCAGGUUACCUCGUUUCUUGGCCAUACUGGAGAUGUGAUGGCCCUAUCACUGGCACCGCAAUGCAAAACGUUUGUAUCGGGUGCAUGUGACGCGUCUGCCAAGUUGUGGGAUAUCCGAGAAGGUGUUUGCAAACAAACGUUCCCCGGGCAUGAAUCUGAUAUCAACGCAGUCACCUUUUUCCCGAAUGGACAAGCCUUCGCGACAGGGUCCGACGAUGCAACCUGCCGCCUCUUUGAUAUACGCGCUGAUCAGGAAUUGGCCAUGUAUUCGCAUGACAACAUAAUUUGUGGUAUCACCUCCGUAGCGUUCUCAAAAAGCGGCCGUCUGCUAUUAGCGGGGUAUGAUGAUUUCAACUGUAAUGUAUGGGACACAAUGAAAGCAGAACGCUCGGGCAUUCUUGCUGGCCACGAUAACAGAGUUUCAUGUUUGGGGGUCACCGAAAAUGGUAUGGCAGUAGCAACAGGAUCGUGGGACUCGUUCUUACGCGUGUGGAACUAAGUGUCGUGCACAAUGCGUAUUAAUGGGUGGGGUAGGGUCAACGUGGCGGUGGUUGCGCGCAGUCAGCGUUUAGCAGCAGCGACAAUAACAACAGAACAGCAGCAACAAAAGCGACAUCCCCUCAAACAUAGGUGUAGAUACAUGCAUAUAAAUAUACAUAUGUCGCACCAAUAUCAUUUUUGUGCUCUGAUGUCAGUGGUUCUUUGUUACUGUUCUGGGCUAAAACAGUGACAGAGGAGUAUGUUUCAAAAUGCUUGACGUGUAGUGCAAUAGCAACAGCGAAAAUGAGGAUGGAAAACGGCGUUGACUGCAACGUAGACCACAGCAAAAACAAGAACUUUAUAUACAAAUUAUUUAUAUUGCUAUAUACUUAUUAUACUUAUACAACAAACCAAAACACAGACAUACACAGCAACAUACAACUAGACAUACACACAUACAAGUAUAUUAUUAGUGUAAAUGAAAAAUUCGAAACAAAACCUAUGAUGAGCUGUCGCUGAUAGUCAGUUGUUUAGUCAGAAUUUCGGCAACAGCAACAGUUUAAAGUACGUAAAGUUAGUUCAAAUCGUAUAAAAGUCAUUUGGGCGGAGACUCUCGCUAUAUAGUAAUAAAAAAUAAAUAAAUUGAGUGCGCACACUAUGUUGAUUACUAUGAUAGCACGAUAGUUAUGGUAAUUAUACUGUAAUAUCCGUACAUAUGUAUGUGUUUGAACAACGGGUGACGCGUCAGUCUCAUUUGUCAAACAUCAAAAGUAAAAUCCUGACUUCACAUAUAUACAGAAAGUUCGUCAUAAUGAAGCAAAGUCAAAUAAAAUUAAAGCAUUUACAAAAAAACAAAAAACAAAAAAAAAAAUCUUAAAAGAAAAAAACAAGAAAAAACCAAAAAAAAAAAACAAAACAAAAACAAAAUUCACAGAUAGAAACUAAAAAGGCAAAGAUUAUAUUGCGUAAAUUACAAAAUUUAAUGUAAUGAUGAAAUGAAAAAAAAAAAAAAGAAAUCAGUAAACAAUACACUUUAUAAAACAUUUUUCUUAUAACGUUUAAGUCCUUAAUUUAUAUACAAACAAAAAUAAGAAUGAUUUAAAUAACAUACUUAUUAGUGAAAAAAAAACUAUUUACAUAUAUAAUUGACGGCCAUAUAAGCUACAACAAUAAAUGGAAAAAUUAACUUUAAAACCUAAAAAAAAUUUAUAAAUGUUUAACGAAAUCUUAACAUAUAGACUAACAGAAGUAACGAUCGUGAAAGUACAACUCACAUGCAUACCAAGUAGCAACAACGUGUAUGAGAAUAUUCAGACCUCGUGACCGGCACAUUAACUUUAUCAAUUGUUACAGAAUAAGUGUAUUCGAGAGUUCUUCAUACUUAGCUUUACCCCCAAAGUGGAAAGGGUUGCAAUUUUAUAUGUAGUUUGGUUAUUGUUUGAUCAUAAGACACGUAUGAGCUUCUAAAUUAUGUAUACCCAAAAAUUUCAACUGUAUUAUGUUCAUACAUACAUGCAAUACCCGCAAAGCCAACUAAAUGAGAAAAAAAAAAAAAACAAAGCCAUUCGUAUAUAAAACGCUCAACGAGGAUAGAUAAAUACGUCAAUAAAAGAGCACUUAAUUUUUAUACUUAUUAAAUUCUUUAAUUAUUAUUUUUUUUUUUAAAUAUAGCUGGGACGGAAAAGCUUGCACGCCGACACAUACACACAAUGCUACGCUUUUAUAAAUUUUAAGAACUGGUCCGCACAAGUAUUACCGAACAAAAAAACAUAUAAACAUAAUCCUUUGAAUAAUAAAUGCUAAAGCUAAACCAAAUUAUAAGUUGAUUAAUAAUACAUAUUCAAUUGUAACAUCAGUGGUUCAGUGGUUUAUUUGAAAUAACAUCUCACAAUCAGACAGACAAUUAGCUCAAUUCCGUACAAUGGCAAGAACACACGGGAAAUUUAUAGAUAAACUCUAUUUUCUUAAAUAUCACAGUUCUAUUGUUGUGUGUGCAUGGGAAUCAAAACAUAAUUUCAAAGUUGAGAAUUCAUUUGGUGAAUAUGUAUUUGAACAGAAGUGGCAUUGUGUAAAAUGGUCUCAUCUUUUUUUAUAUGCAUACCAGUCAUAAAGUUCAUAAAUUCCAUUUUAUGUUCACAAAAAAUUAAAAUAAAAUUAAAACCAACAAAAAACAAAAAACCAAAAAAAAAAAACAAAAUACAAGUGUAAUAUGAAUCAAAUUUGAUACGUCAAAUUUUGAUAAUGCGUAAAACUAAAGGUAAUGCUUAACGAUAAAAGCUACUCUGAAUGUUUUGUGGUUAAUAUGAACGCAUCACUAGAAGCAACCAUUAAAGUUAUGUUAAUUUCUGAAUCUUUAUACAUACAUAUUUAUAUGUUUAUAUGUAAAUUUAAAUCUACUGUAUACAUACAUGCAAUACAUUCUUACUUAUGUUUAUAUGUAUAUGCCACAAAAUCACACAUGAAUACGUACAAUAUUGUACUUUUAUUAUGAUUUUUUAUGUACAAUUUAUACCUAAAUCAAAAGUAAUAAAUAAAAUUAAUGUCUGUAAUUAGCUGAAUUCAUCAACAAAGAAAGUAACCCAAUAACCAAAUGCUUAUGGUAUUAUCAAUAAACAAAUAGAUAACGAAACGAAAAUACAUGUUCAUGUUAAAAUUACAUUAAAAACUCAAAAUUACAUUUUGCUUACAUAUGUACUACUUAUGUUGAAUUCGUUAAAUCGGAAUUUUCAAACAAUC